Molecule: messenger RNA, 699 nt
Organism: Peromyscus californicus insignis
Lineage: Eukaryota; Metazoa; Chordata; Mammalia; Rodentia; Cricetidae
Product: C-type lectin domain family 4 member A-like
Exons: 6
Coding region: 1-699 (232 amino acids)
Source: RefSeq, a predicted model, not a curated record
AUGGCUUCAGAAAUCACCUAUGCAGAAGUGAAGUUCAAGAAUGAAUCUAACUCCUCAGGCAUCUACUCAGAUUCUGCUACAGCUCCCAAAGAGAAGCCCACCUCUCCUCUAAGUAAGCCUGGCCGCCCCUCACUGCUCUUCACAUCACUGAUGGCACUUUUCCUGCUGUUGGCCAUCGCAUUCUUGGCUGCUUUUAUCUUUUAUUAUCAAAAGUACUCUCAACUUCUUGAAGAAAUAAAAGCUAUAAAAGAUCUAACUUACACAGAAUUGAACUGCUCAAAACCCAUAGAAGACAAAGUCUGGAGCUGUUGCCCAAAGAAUUGGAAGCCAUUUAGUUCCCACUGCUACUUCACUUCGAAUGACUCAUCAUCUUGGAAUAAGAGUGAGGAGAAGUGCUCCAGCAUGGGUGCUCAUCUGAUGGUGAUCCACAGCCAGGAAGAGCAGGAUUUCAUCAUCAAGAUCCUGGAUCCUAAAGCUGCUUAUUAUAUUGGGCUUUCAGAUCCGGGUCACCGACAGUGGCGAUGGGUUGAUCAGACACCAUACAAUGAAAGUGCCACGUUCUGGCACCCGGGUGAGCCCAAUAAUGAAAAAGAACAAUGUGUUAUAGUAAAUCAUGGAGUUUCUGGUUGGGGCUGGAAUGACAUCCCUUGCAGUGAUAAAGAGAAGUCAAUUUGUCAGAUGAAGAAAAAAAACUUAUAA